Molecule: messenger RNA, 3342 nt
Organism: Daldinia loculata
Lineage: Eukaryota; Fungi; Ascomycota; Sordariomycetes; Xylariales; Hypoxylaceae
Exons: 4
Coding region: 394-2691 (765 amino acids)
Source: RefSeq, a predicted model, not a curated record
CUACCUAAAAAUUUACCCGACAGCCUAACCGCAAACCCGCAAACCCGCAAACCGUCCUAAACUUAGAGAGACACCCGCAUCUACCUAAGCAUCUUUACCCACCAACGCUUCUUCACCACGACAACCACCAUUGGACGUAUGAUUUUCUCUUUUUCAACUUUUAGACCACCAAUUAAUGAUACACGACUCUUUUUUUUUAACCGCCUUCACUCAUAAUUCUCUGCCUAAAUCUAGCAAACGGACAUACAUAUCUACCUACCUAGCUACCUAUCUACCUGGCUACGCCUCAACUCUCGACGAAUUGUAUAUAUGAUAAUGUGCAAUGACAUACAAACUUCAACAAUUACAACUAUCUAAGGGGAACUUCCUUUAAAAGAACCAUAUACUUUUGCUAUGAGUGGAGAUAGACCAACUUCUAGCUUUGGUGAUCCAAACGCUCAGCCUCCCACCCCAAAGCAAACCCCGACCACCGCUGGUUUUCCGAGCUCUGUGUUCGAAACCCCCAAGAGUAACCGAGCCUCCUUCGAGGAUUCCUCUGGGUGGACUCCUCAGUUUGCCGAGGAGUAUUCCGUCUUCAAUUCCACCCCCGGUAACCUGAAAGCUUCCCACGCUCCCUUUGCCGACUACUCUGCCCCUACGCCUUAUCAGGCUUCAAAUCAUAAGAGGCUCCUAUCCGCCGGGAGCAUUGUUGCUGAACUUUCAACCCAUGCUCCUCACUUUUCGCCGAACCCAAAUUUACCUCUACCGCCUGUUGACCCGUCUAAACGGCUGGCAUCAUCUCCGAACCCCCUAGCCUCCGGCCAUAGCCCAACUGAAGCCGGCUUCCGGUUUAGUUCUCAACAGCUGUCCAAGAAGAUCCACCGAGACGGAGCGCAAGAGACUCAGGGGCAAACGGCUACACCGCCGCCGUCUACUCACAAAGGAAGGCAGCGACUCGCCCCAAAGCUACGGACGAGCAAUAUGCAAAAUGACGGAUUCGAACAGGAGUUCGUAGCUGGCACGCCGCAACAGAUGCCCAGUUUUAUCUCAACAACUCCCACGGAUCUUUUUGGAUACCCAAUGUCAGCGCCAGCUACGGCCUCUGGCUAUGGGGAUUCGCGUAUGUUCUGGGAUACUGAUAUGGGUGGGAUGGAUAUCGACUUUUCCGUUGCUAGUGGGGAGAUGUUCCAAACCUCUAGUCACCGGCCCAUGAGCUCUAUAGAUUGGGGCAAGUCAAACGAGAUGUUCCAAGAAACGGGCGCUAUUCCAUCGCAAAGCCAAGAAAGUAACCCGCCAGCGAAGAAGGAACGGGCACUUGCGCCAAAACCUCCGCAGUCGGCUUUAGACACAAGCGUUGCCGAUACGGCAAUGUUUAGUCAGUCCUUCGCUACAUCGGCUGACGAAUCUUUUGCCAUGAUGAACCAGAAUGGCUCCGUAGAUCCCGGCCUCCUGUUUACGAGGCCGCCGUCUGCGAACAUGGAACCUGCCUCUUUCAACCCCUUAUCGCAGCCUCCCUUGAUGCAAUCUUUUUCGCAUCCAGAGCCUAUCGUAUUAGCUGCCAAGGCGCCAAAACGUGGAGCCGUUCGCCGUUCAGCUAGCAACAAGGAGAUAAACGCCGGCAAGAAGGUGAAUCGGGUGUCCGCGAGCUCACCGGUCAAGCCAUCUGAUCGCCCCGGGCUAUCGCGUAGCUCCAGCGAGAAGAUAAGCCGAAAGCCUGUCAGCAAGGCAGCUAAUUUACCUAACCUUGCACCAGCUACACGACCCAUGCCGCAGAGUGUUGGACGAUCGGCAUCCCAAGGAUCUAGAAUAAGCGGAAGUGGAAGAAUAUCACCAUUGAAGAAUCACCAACAACGACUACCAAGUUUGAGCUCCAUCCCUGAAACACCCCCAAGAACGCAAACUUCGGUCAAGUUCACAAUCGAUUCAAGGGGUCGGGCUCGCGCGGAAACAACGACAAUAGUCGUAGAAGAUGAUGAUACAACACCAACAGCAGUGCGUAGUCGGAAGGAAAAGCGUAGCAAAGGGAAAGGGAAAAGCUGGGCAUCCUCCGAAGAUGAUGAUUCCUCAACGGAUGAUGAACCUAUAAUUAUUCCUAGCCGGAACACGUCGUUCGCUCUCCCAGACCCACGAAACCCGGCGUCCCUCCCUUUCCACUCCUCUCAGCGGAGUAUUAGUGACCAGAGUACGAGUAGUCUCGGAAUAUACUAUAACGAACCUGAUCCCGUCGAUGAUCCCGAGAGCGAGGCCGAGACGGUGAUGAAUGUACCCGGCGGUAGUAAUUACGGCGACGCAACAAGCGAGCUACGUAGAGUUAUCGAGAACCGUCAGAAGAGGGCGUCGAACAUGAAUGAGAAUUUCAUACCUCGACCAGUCUCAAGAUUAACUCCUUCCCCUUUAAAAACCAGUCAACUCCGUAGCCAGUCUACUGAACGAGGCCACCGCAUUCGAUGCGUUUGCAACACAGCUAAUAACCACAUCAAUGGCAAUAGCUAUAUGGUUCAAUGUGAAUCAUGCGAGAUGUGGCUUCAUGGUAAAUGCAUCAACAUCACAAGGCAAACCCAUCCUAGCGUGUAUAUAUGUGCGUUUUGUGCAAACACGCCGAACGCCCAUGGAAUGCGAGGCCGGGAAAUACGCAGGAGCAUGGGGGGCACGAACCCCCGAGUACCUGCUACAUCUCCGCUAGCACACAAGUCAUUCAAGUCGUUCAGAUGACGAUAUGCAGUCAGUGUUCGUAACGAGGCAUGUUGCUUACGAUACGUUAAAUCUAUAAUGGGGAUAUAUGUUAAUGGCGCUCAUUGGAUAUAGACGGGAUAGAAUAGUGCUACGAGAUUCAGCUGGGGGCCUUUACGUUUACACGAUACCCUAAUCUAUAUUUCAUAGAUGAUGAGUAGCAAUAAGAAGCGCAGAUUUGUGAAGGCUAUGUGGCAAGGGUACCGAUUUGAUGUGUUUAUUGUUUAUUAUGAUCAAUCGUUUACAUAUGCAUAUGUACAAGCGAUUGCUACGGAAUGGCUUGAAGAUAGAGGAUGAUUGAGCUAUGCAAGUUCGUGGGUAAGGGAAAUAUAGCCAUAUGAAUGCCUAACAAAUGGAAGCACACAAAUCUAUAAGUUGUCGGCGGAUACUAUGAUGUACCAAUCUGAGUGGAUACCGAGUGAUGUAGAGUAUAUGUAGAUCAAGUGAAAUCUGAUAAGCCGGUCCUCGGUAUACUGAAUCGGUAAACGGGUUUAAUUAUGGCGAAGCUUCAUAGGCAAAGAGAAGAGCGCCGGGAGACAAAGAGCAAGAGCUAUGUAUCUAAUAUAGAAGGCCGAUCUCGGCAACCGCGGGGUGGGUUCGGAGACACAAGCAAUUAACGCGGGGCAGCUUCCA